GAGUCACCAUGUAAACACGUUAAAGUUGCACAUUAAAAUUACAUUAUUUGAUACGUCUGGAAGAGAAACGUAGUUUCUGGACAACUGUAAAAUAGCAAAUGGAUUUAGAAAAUUAAAUACAUGAUUUAAACCUUAUGUUAUAAAGGAAUCAUGAGCUCAGCAGGCGACAGCCACGAUGGAUUGACCAAGAAGAAAAAGAAGAAAACUGGCAAAGUAUUUCCCCUUGGUACACUGGAGAAGACAACAACCGGCCUCAAAGAAUUCUUUUUGAACAAGGAAGAGGACGGAGAGAAACUAGUGGCGAAAGAAAACACUUAUGAGUUCCCAUUUAGCUUCGUCAGUGAUUCUACUUGCAGCUCAGAAAAGCACAAAAAUCUCAAUUGUACCAAAAGACAAAAUCAUGGAACUUCAGCCGAUGGAAUAGACCCAGACAUCAUAUCAGGUCCCAACAACCCCAACGUGGCUAAUGCCGAGCUGAUUGGCUACUUUGGUCACCUGUCGAGAUCACCUGACCCCAACAUCAAGGUCGAUGUUGAUUACCUGGAGCUGAUCCUAAAGAGGGGUGCGGAUAUCAACACGGCUGAUCAGUAUGGACAGACGGUGCUGCAUGAGGUUGCCAGGACCUGGGACCCUGAUGUCGCUGUGUUUCUCAUCGAGCGAGGGAGCAACGUGAACCAGUCUGAUGACUUUGGCCGGACACCCAUCCAUGUCGCCGCUGCUGUUGACUUCCCGGAGAUGGUCAGCACCUUACUGGAACAUGGAGCUGACAUCGAGGCCCUGACCGUCGGUGAGAACAAGACACCUCUACACUAUGCGGCUUGCAAUGAUGCAUGCCAUAGUCUUAGGCUUCUGAUUAAGAAGGGCGCUUCCAUCCACGCUAGGGAUUACAAGGGUAGGACACCUCUCCAGGCAGCCGCAGAGCUAGAUCGUAGUGAGACAGCCGGUCUGCUUCUCGAACUGGGAGGCAAGGCAUCUGAUAAGGAUUAUUCAGGACACACCGUUCUGCUGCUCAUGGUCACCAAGAUGCCAGCAGUGGCAAUGGUCGGUCUGAAUCAGCUGUACAGGAGUGAUCGUCAGAACAGGAAGCAGCACUAUGACCUUCACCACCUUGAGCCUCCUCCAGAUGAAGAGAGUAGCACAGACAUCGAGAAAAGGACAGUGCUCCAGACGAUUGUGGACUAUAACCAAUUGGAUGUCAUCAUGCACCCAGUAAUCAGAAGAAUGGUGGAAGUCAAGUGGAAUCAAUUUGGAAGGACGGGAGCUUAUAAGCAGCUUCUCUUCAACCUUCUCUUCAUUCUCAUGUGGACUGUUCUAGCCCUGAGUCUGGAGAGUCCAUUUCAUGUAGAGAUCCCUUCUGACAUCUGGAGAUUAGUAUUAGAGGCAUGUGGCUGUCUCCUAACCAUAUUCCAAAUAAUUGUGGAACUCAAAGACUAUUUUGACUCGAAAUCAGCUUAUUUGAAAUGGAAGAAGUGGAAGAUAAAUGACAUUGAGAAAGACUUCAAGUAUUGUCAUCCAAGAUGGCCGCAGGAGAGGCACUAUCUGGAGCAGCAGAUCGAUGAAAUAAAACACAAUGCUCGUUCAUACUUCUCAGAACCGUGGAAUUGGUUUGACUGGUUUGUGUACAUCUCUCUCGUGUGCAUCACAGCAUUACACGUCUCGGAUAUCUUCAUAGAUAAUGACAUCCUUAGCCAGGCUACAGUGAACCUCUUUGCCAUAGUUGUCAUCUUCAUCUGGAUCCGAUUGAUGAAGAGCGUCAGAGCUUUCCAACAACUAGGUCCAUUCAUUGUGAUGUUGGGAAUGGUUUUGAAAGACUUUGGAACGUUCAUCUUUCUCUAUGGCAAUUUCUACAUCCCGUACGCCUGUGCUUUCUGGAUGAUCUACAGUAACAAUAAUGGCACCAUCCCAAGCAUGUCAACACCCGAUUCUAUGAUGUACAGUCUAUUCAGAAUCACACUCGUUGAUGAAUAUGAGUAUGAAAACAUGCGGGACCUGAACAUCGUCAUGACGUACAUCUUGCUGGUGUCCUUUUUUCUCAUUUCUAGUAUCCUCUGCAUCAAUGUCCUGAUUGCACAGCUAUCCAAUACAUUCCAAAGGGUAUAUGACAAUGCCACGGCCAUAGCCCUCAUGCAACAGACAAAGAUCACAUUGGGCAUUGAGGAUAAUCUAUUCAAAGGGAAGAGGAAGAAAUACUGGAAACACAUCAGGGAGAACUGCAGCCCCCUCAGCCUGUUCUAUGAUGACGAUGUCGUCCAGGAAAGUGGCGACGAUCUGAGAAAGAUGACCUUUCACAUCCAGGAUUCACUGUUGGAGCUUGACGAGUUCAUUCGCGACCAGCAUUCACGGGCGCAACAGGACAACCUGACCAAGCUGGAAAGGCGGAUGGAGACUCUCGAGGUCGACCAACGGAGGGUCUCGGAGAAGAUGACCUCCGACAUGAAAGCCGUCAAAGCCAUGCUCAUGGCUGUACUGGAGAAGAUGGACAAAGAUGGAGGAAAAUGGGAUGAUGGUGGAGGUGGUGGUAGGAGGAGAGGAGGGAGUGACGACAACGAUGAUGAUGAUGACCAGCAAAGAGGACAUUCUAGUCGUAGGAGUAGAAGAGACAAUGACCGCGAUGAUGAUGAUCAUCAGAGAGGACGUUCUGGUAAUCGGAGCAGAAGAGAUGAUGACCAUGAUGUUGAUGAGCAAGAUCCUAGGAGCAGCUUAGGGAGAAGCAGAUCGUCACGUCAUGACAGGAGAUAUGAUGAUGAUGCCGACCACGAUGAUGAUGAAAGGGGCAGGCGAAGCCGGUCUGGUCGUGGAAGCAGUCGAGGUAGAGAAGGGGAGGAUGAUGGGGGUAGUGGUAGCCACAUUGACAACAAUCGUGAUUAUAACAAUAGAAGUAGGAGUUACGAUCAAUCCGGUGGAAGAUCAAGGAGCCAAAAAAGCAGAAGAGAUGACUACGAUGAUGACAAUCUAGGAAGAAGUGGAGACCGUUCCCGAAGUAGAUCUCGUCGUGAGAGGAGGGAAGACAGAUAUGACUACAAUAGAACAGCUUCUGGCAAUGGCGGUAUAAGAGAAAAGGAAGCUGGAAGAAAAAGCCGCAGUGAUCAAAGCCCCAGAGCACAGAAGGAACAUCGGGACCGGUCUUUAAGCCCAUCUUGGAGGCCAGCAGAGGACGGUGAGAGUCCGCCGCCCUCUGCAAGGCGACUCUCCCGUCGGCCGACCCUGAUGUCUGAAUCCCUCUUCUAUCUGCCGCCCUCUGGAGGAGAUAAAAGGAUGCAAACGUAUGAGGCUGAAAACAAGAAGGAACGCAAACUACGCAAGCAACGGGAGGAGUACCUUCAACUGAAGCUUUGGAACGGUGAUACUAACGGUCAGGGUGAAAGGUCACCAAGGGACAAUGACUACCUCGACGAGCAAGGCCGUCUCAGGAAUUUGGCGGAGCUGAUCAGAAUGAGAAACACAUCAAAGAAUUGAUUCUGGUGGCUCACUUUGCGAUGAUGAUUCAAGCCCACCCUCUCUUUCAU
This is a messenger RNA of Lytechinus variegatus (green sea urchin), 3506 nucleotides long. RefSeq lists its product as uncharacterized. Gene Ontology annotation, molecular function: calcium channel activity; protein binding. Gene Ontology annotation, biological process: calcium ion import across plasma membrane. The record is from RefSeq and is a predicted model, not a curated record. Gene Ontology annotation, cellular component: membrane. The transcript is spliced from 20 exons. Lineage: Eukaryota; Metazoa; Echinodermata; Echinoidea; Temnopleuroida; Toxopneustidae. Bases 151 to 3456 code for a protein of 1101 amino acids.